This is a messenger RNA of Nothobranchius furzeri (turquoise killifish), 2693 nucleotides long. It is a transcript of the gene tbx18, whose product is annotated as T-box transcription factor 18. Gene Ontology annotation, molecular function: RNA polymerase II cis-regulatory region sequence-specific DNA binding; DNA-binding transcription factor activity, RNA polymerase II-specific. The record is from RefSeq and is a predicted model, not a curated record. Lineage: Eukaryota; Metazoa; Chordata; Actinopteri; Cyprinodontiformes; Nothobranchiidae. Gene Ontology annotation, biological process: regulation of transcription by RNA polymerase II; cell fate specification; positive regulation of DNA-templated transcription. Gene Ontology annotation, cellular component: nucleus.
CGGCUCGGGUCCUGACACUCUCCAAAAGUCCGCAUGGCACUUAACGGAUAACGGAGACGCAGACACAUCUACUUCUGUUUCUCGGCCCAAGGACGGAAAACUCUCCCAGAUACAGCACGGCACGGCACGGGUCCGAGCCUCUGGAGGCCCCUUCUCACUGCUGGGGUGGGAAACUUUUCCCACUAACUCGCGAAGCCGAAACCUUCCAGCUCUGCUGAGCCCAACCCCAGAGUCAUGGCAGAGAAGCGGCGCUCGCCGUGCGCUCUGAGCGUAAAGGCGCACGCAUUCUCGGUGGAAGCCCUGAUUGGGGCGGAAAAACGGCGCAGGACGACCGGAGAGGAGGAUCUGACCCCGGGAUACGAGGACGGAAAGGAGGUUUCAGAUUUAACCGGGAGUCCGGGACUUCGAACCGGCAGAGCGUGCAGCGGGGAAGCUGACUGUCCGAGUGACGGAUCACCCGAGAGCGAAGAGGCGCUGCUGGAGAGCCCGCAGCCCGCAGCGCUGUGCAGCGUACCUGGCACCGGCACCGGCACCGGAGAGGACACCCGAGUGGACCUGCAGGGAUCGGACUUAUGGAAACGGUUCCACGAGAUCGGCACGGAGAUGAUCAUCACCAAGGCUGGACGGCGGAUGUUCCCCGCUAUGCGUGUGAAGAUCACAGGGUUGGACCCCCAUCAGCAGUAUUACAUCGCCAUGGAUAUAAUCCCUGUGGACAACAAACGUUACAGGUAUGUGUAUCACAGCUCCAAGUGGAUGGUGGCGGGGAACGCCGACUCCCCCGUUCCUCCCAGAGUCUACAUCCACCCGGACUCUCCGGCUUCAGGAGAGACCUGGAUGCGCCAGGUGGUCAGCUUCGACAAACUCAAACUGACCAACAACGAGCUGGAUGACCAGGGACACAUCAUCCUACACUCCAUGCACAAGUACCAGCCGCGGGUCCACGUCAUCCUGAAGGAGUGUGGAGACGACUUAUCUCCAGUAAGAGCCAUUCCAGUUGGGGAAGGAACCCGCACCUUCGCCUUUCCAGAGACGGUGUUCACCACCGUCACGGCAUAUCAGAACCAGCAGAUUACAAGGCUGAAAAUCGACAGGAAUCCAUUCGCCAAAGGCUUCAGAGACUCUGGCAGAAACCGGAUGGGUUUGGAGGCUUUGGUAGAGUCGUACGCAUUCUGGCGGCCAUCUCUCCGGACACUCACGUUUGAGGACAUCCCUGGCAUGGGCAAGCAAGGAAUCCCAGGAUCUCACGGAGGGAUUGGAACGCCAUCUCAUUUACUCUCGACUUCCCCAUGCUCAUCACCUUUCCAGGUUUGCCCUCUCAGCCCACCGGACUACGCCUGUAAUCGACCUACGCACCCCCUUCACCGCUACAGCAACCCCCCCGAGCCAUUCCACUCCCCCAGAGGUCCAUCCGGCUUUGAAGGAGAAGGAUUCUGCUCUCUUACUCUUCCUGCAGCUCAGCUUGGCUAUCUAUCUAACCCCGCCCCACAAGGCUACAGUGGGCUUCGUCUCCAUACGCCACCCUACAGCCUGUAUGGGUACACAUUCCCCCCUUCGCCUCGCCUUGCUGCCAGCCCAGAUAAAAUGGUCACUCCCAGUCAUCAGAGUCCGUUUCAUGGCUCGUCUCCCAGUGGGACUUUAACGGACAGUGUCGGUGUGCUCAGUGGAGGACAGCAGGGCUUCUUGUUUGACUCUCGAACUUUAGGAGUGGCAAGCAGCGUGCCAGGAGGAGGGGUGUCACAGGUCACGGCCCAUAUGGGAUGAUGUUGAAUCUUGUCAUAAAAACACAAUUUGGGUGUUUGGCUCAGAACGAAUUAAGAAAGAAUUAUCUGGACACAAAGCCAUACUGAACUUUGUAUGAAUGAAGUGGCAGAUCAACCUGGGGGGGGAGUAACGUUUAUAUCCUGAGCAAAUUAAGGUGUCCAGAAGUUGCUGAGUUAACUGGAAACAGGCACUUCUUGCAGUAAACAAUCAUCGCUUUCAACCUUCAAGGCAGGAAUGGUACUUCUUUGUUGCUCAUCAGCAUCCCUUAUAUGAGGUCGAUUGGUACUGAUGCACCUCAGAGGAACAGUUUUCUCAUUCAGCUUCCUGUCGAAGCAAAGCUAACCCACUCCUGUAGGCUUGAGGUACCAAAAGAGAAAAUCACCAUGGUAAUAGGAUGUCCUUUUGUUACGGGAAUAAGGUGCUACCAUGUGCAAAAGACUCAUAAAGUUCCUCACACAGAAUUUACUAAACAGUUACUAAAAACUGCCUAAAAUAAUAUGCACAACAAAACCCAGAAGUAUUCACAUUAUCUGGGCCUGGGGCAUUAACGUGACGAUGCCAUGGCAACCAUUACAGAUGUCACAGUUUGGCUAAAGUAGUUAAAACUGUGGAACAGACACAAAUAAUGUUUACUUUGACAGACAAGCUGACAAGGACAUGUGGUACGAAGAGGGGAAGAUUUAAAGGAAUCUGCACUUAAAAAUAAAACAAAUGCACCUGCUUUUGCUCCUUAGACUGGGUCAGGUGCAUGACAACCGACCCAAAACUGGACAGAAAACUCUCCGGUGCAAACAUGUCUCAUCACAAGCUCUUUGGCCCGAGGACAUUGACUUGUUCUGUGACCUUUUUGAGCCAAAUAAAAUAUAUGUAAUGACAUCACAUUGUAUUGAUCGGUUUUUCUAAUUUAUAUAAUAAAAAACGCCUUAAAUGCA